CCACUUGUAAUUUUCUUCAUUGCCUUCGCCAUUGUUCGUCCUUCAUCAAUUAUCAAAUCUCUUCAAAUGCAACUCUUUGCAUCAGCGGAAUCGAAUAGAAUCGACGUUUCUAAUCGACCUCUAAAUGAAUGCGUUAACUGCAAAGUAAAGCAUUAUUAGUUUAUAUUAAUAAGUUCCAUUUCUUUUAAAGUGAUUUGCAAUUUAAAAGCCGAAUAAUUUUCAAACUGUGUAAAUUUUUCAUUACCCACCGAAUUUUGUCUGAAUAUUCGCAUUUCACUAGUCGUACUUAGUUUUAGAACAUUAAUUCACGAUUUCCCCUUAGCUCAUGAUACAAAACCUUGCUUGGCUCUUUUCUUCCUGGAACUGAUGGAAAACUUAACAAGAGAAAACGUAGAUUACAUUUAAAGUUAACCUCUAACAAUGCGUGUAUAUUUUAAUACACAAUAAUUAUUCACUUGUUCACUAAAGUUCAUUAUUGUUUGAGGGUUGGCUUUUCUUUUUCCUUUGUUCCAAAGUAGAAUUGCGAGCAAUUUGAAAUCACACAGCAUAAAAAAUGCAGAAUAAUACGUAGCCGUGGCUUUCGUAUAACUGUGAGCUUUAAAACAUCACAAUGGGAACAAAAAAGACUGUGUUGGCUGGAAAUGCAGAAACCAGAAUCAGAAACUACUUUAAAUCCAAUUCGUUCUAAUCUUCCUCAAUUGCGGUCUUUCGACUGAAUUAAAAUUUGACAAGAAAGUAACGGAUCGUCUUCUCACAUUUCCGUGUAUUUUCACUGCAAUCUCUUCUCUAUAAGAUCUAAAGUUGUCACCCAUAGCACGCGCACAUAUUUCAUUCAAUGGCACCAGAACCUCGGGCUAAUAUUGCUAACUCCAAUCUAAGCGUUCCAAACCACCAACCUCACCAGUUUCUCGUACCCAUCAAGCACAAAUAUCGCAAGAAUAAUCUGCUGCGUUGAUUGCAUUUAACACUUCUUAUGUUACGGAUUUAAAAUAAUAACAGUAAUACGAAAACUGGCGAUGAUGAGACCUGGUGUGAGAAUUUAUCGCACGACGUAAGAUUGAUUAGGAAACAAAAUAGUUCCUUUAAAAAAUGUCCGUUAAAGUUAACCAGGUUUUGUAUUGUGAGGAAUAGUUGCACAGUAUGUAUUUAUCUGUGGUACUGUUUAUUGUUCAAUCUCCCUUUUACUUCUAUAUGUAUUUAAUACGGGGGGAGGAGGAUGAUGCUAAUUGUUUAACCCCCAUUGCGGAUUGAUUUACGUUUUAUUGUCGCUUUGUCGGCCUCAUGAAAACUUUAGCCAAUCGUUUCGCAGAUAGCCCACAACAUAUUAGCUAACUCUACUUUGUUAGUGGAGAAGUUGAGAGAACAAUUUCUAGUCUUACAUAUAAUUUCUCAAUGAAUCGAAGUGUAUGAUGUUUGACAAUGUCGAUCUCUGGUGCUAUUGGCAACUACUUUGUCGAUUCACUUAUAAGUCAUGAAAGCGAGGGAUCGCCUGCAACAAAGUUUGCUUCGGGGCAAUACUUAGUCUCCAGACAGCCGCGAGUCCCCGAGCACCCCGAAUUUCCUGCUUGUAAUUUUCAGGCGAAAUCUCCGGUGUUCGGCGCGUCUUGGGCCCCCGUGUACGGCCAGCCUUCUGCCAAUGUUUCCACUUUGCACCAUCCUUAUGUCCAGUCGCACCCCAUUCAGGCUGAUAGCAGGUACAUGCGGUCCUGGUUGGACCCGACCCCCAGGGCUGUGUCCGGACCCGGAAUGCCUUCCAGCGGUCACGAUUCAUUGAAAGCAGAAGUACCCGCAACACACGGCGGCGAAACCCUACCAGCUGCGCUUCAAAAAUUACAUGGCGAAUAUUUGGAGAGCGAAACCAUUUGCUCCGGGAAAGCGCCGUGCUACGAAGACAGUAUAUGUGAAGAGAAGGGAGACAAAGAGACAUCAGAACAAAACAAUCCUGCUGCAAAUUGGUUACAUGCCCGCUCAACAAGGAAGAAAAGAUGUCCUUACAGCAAAUAUCAGACCCUGGAGUUGGAAAAGGAAUUUCUGUUCAACAUGUACCUCACCAGGGACCGGAGGCACGAAGUAGCGCGUCUUCUUAACCUGACUGAAAGACAAGUCAAAAUCUGGUUUCAAAACAGGAGAAUGAAGAUGAAAAGACUCAGUAAGGAGCAUGUAAAAGAGUUCGAGUGACUAGCUGUUGAAAUUUAACUUUAGCGCGUAGCCGGUUUUUGCUGUCUCUGCAACUUAUCCUUAAAGCACCGUAGUUCUGAGAAAACCAACAUGCUUCCACAGCAAAGAAUGGUCAGAAAGUAAGGUUUAAACAUCCAGCAAUUCGGCUAUUUAUUUCGAACAUUUUAGUGCAUUCAUUCAGGGAAUACUGUCACGUGUAAAGAAUUUUAUUGCAGGAUAUUAAGAAAUACAACUUCCUCUCAUUCUCAUCCACUCUAACAGCCAGAGAGAGCAGAGUGCUUUUAUUCUUGUCACCUUUUCUCUCUUUAUGGCUUAAAAAGGAACUUCGUGUUAUUUAUAAAUUGCUACAAUUUCUGUCAAUGCUUUGGUGUUGGCCUUUCGCGCGGGACUGGGAUGGACCGCGCUCCAAAGCAACGCUUUACAUAAAAUGAUCCUUUUAAAGCUGCGGUUAAAUUUUUUGUACUUUGCUGGCGGCAAUGACUUAACAUGACUUGUUUGCAACAGUUUACAUGCAAAAAUCGAAUGUUUAUAAUCCAUUUUGAAGACAUCACAUCGCGGUUGAAUUAAGUGCUGUUUCCACAACUCCUGUAUUUCUUUGAUUUAAGCAUUUGCUUGUUUCAAUGGAAUUGUGACUACUGUUUAAAUCAAGCGAUAAUCUAGUUUUCCAUCUCGAUUUCUGUAUCCCUUAGUCUGUGUGUUUGAGUGAGUGUCGAUCUGGCGUUUUGUUUCAAUGUCUGAUGCUCCGAGGGUUUAAAUUAGUAGAUUUCACCUUUGCUGAGUGUUUGUCCGACUAUGGGUAACUACUACCACGUGGCUCGUUUUUGAAAAUGUUCAAAUAUUGCAGUAAGCACGUCCAACUGUCGAAGUGAAAACUUAAAUGAUCUGCCGCAUAGAACUUGGCGACAUUUUAGAAAUAAAACACUGUGUAGGAAUAAUUUGACGAAUUAUAAUUACAAACUAGAUUGCACAAAAGGAAGUUAACAACAGGGAUCAGCUCAAAAGAAUAAAUGUUAGGAAUAAUAACACUCCUGGUGACAACAUAUUAAAUAUUUCUUAGGAUCUCUGUCCAAUGUGGCACUGGUGUUUAUAUUCGUGGAUUUUGUAGAUUUGUUCCGAUUUUACAUUUAAGGUAAAUGAACUAACCAUCUUACAUAAGAAAAGUCCAAAUUCCUGCAGACCCUCAGUUUUAGUUAUUUCAUUCUGGAGAUCUCCGACGUCAGCAGCGCACGGUUGCACUAUUCUAAUGUGAUUUAUUAACGUUAAUUGUAAAUUAAACCCACUGAAUGGAAUCAAAUAUUUUGAACGGACCCUUCCUUGUACACCUAACAUGAUCAUUAGAUGUAAAUAUACGAAUGUAUUAAAAAAGAGCUGCAAAAUAAAAUGCUGCUGAAAGUU
Messenger RNA from Rhincodon typus (whale shark), 3573 nucleotides. RefSeq names its product homeobox B9a (gene hoxb9a). The coding region runs from base 1420 to 2178 and encodes 252 amino acids. Gene Ontology annotation, cellular component: nucleus. Gene Ontology annotation, biological process: embryonic skeletal system morphogenesis; regulation of transcription by RNA polymerase II; anterior/posterior pattern specification. Gene Ontology annotation, molecular function: RNA polymerase II cis-regulatory region sequence-specific DNA binding; DNA-binding transcription factor activity, RNA polymerase II-specific. The record is from RefSeq and is a predicted model, not a curated record. Lineage: Eukaryota; Metazoa; Chordata; Chondrichthyes; Orectolobiformes; Rhincodontidae. The transcript has 2 exons.